Gongylonema pulchrum is the source of this 1119-nucleotide messenger RNA. NCBI's taxonomy places the organism in Eukaryota, Metazoa, Nematoda, Chromadorea, Rhabditida, Gongylonematidae. The record is from the annotation of a GenBank genome assembly.
AUGGGCAACUCGGGCAGCAAAAUCAACUUUCGUAAGGCAGUGAUCGAGCUGACAACGAAGAAAUCGAAGGGCGAAGAGGACGCGUUCUGGGAGGAACUAUGGGCCGCCAAUAUCAACAGUGCCGCGGACGUUUUUGCCCUCAUCACUGCUGAGGAUGUUCGCUCGCUGCGCGAUAAUUCUCCGAACAAUUUGGCCGCUCUUUGUUAUAAAACCGUCGACCGAAUAACAGCCGCUCGUAACGCCCCGUCGAGCAUCUCGCCAACAAAGGUGCUGAAUUGUGUGCGCCUUUUGACGCGAGUUUGCCCAUAUUUGUUCGAGGAUUCAGACUGGCGAAGUUUCUUCUGGUCUUUGCCACCAGCCGAGCAAAAUGAGCAAGUUCCUCAGCAGCCACUGGCCUGCACACUGAUAUCGGUGCUCACCGACCUGCUCUUCUGCCCCGAAUUUACAGUUGCUUCUCUUGGCACUCGUCCGGAAGGGUCUGACGAUUUAAGUGCGAUAGACAGCUGUGAAUAUAUCUGGGAAGCAGGCGUUGGAUUUGCGACAAGGCCGCCACAAAUUACUGAGCAUGAUCAGCGUCGAACCGAGAUCCUUAAACUUUUGCUUACCUGCUUCUCGGAAGUCAUCUACGCUCCAGUUGUUGGUAAAGAUGUGAACAGAAUGCGAUGGAUAGCACGGUUCACGUCUGCAGAAAACCGUCAUGUUUUGCCGCUUUUCACGUCUUUCUUAAAUGUCGUUUGCGCUUAUGACCCGGUUGGUUACGGUGUACCGUACAAUUAUUUACUUUUUACGGAUAGCCGAGAACCACUUGUACAAGCAGCGCUACAAGUGCUGAUUGUCUGCUUGGACAAUGAAACGCAACCGCAGGACAAGAAAAAUGAGUAUGCGGACAAUUUUUUCAUCAAUUAUCUGUCAAGGAUUCAUAGGGAGGAAGAUUUCGAAUUUAUUUUGAAAGGUAUGACACGUUUGCUGACGAAUCCUCUGGUUGCUACAUACUUGCCGAAUUCCACGAAGAAGAUAACAUUUCAUCAAGAACUUCUGGUUUUACUGUGGAAAUGUUGUGAAUACAAUCAGGUGAAGAAAAUUUUUUGGUUAAUGAAAAAUUUCUGGGUAAAGUUUUAG